AUGUAUCAAGAUGGACCAAACGAAAGGGACGGAACACGCAUUUCGGAAAAGGACCGCGUCUUAGCAUGGACGAAAGAUGUGGCAGACAGCAUAGCUGACGAAGCUCCAAGAUCGACAGUCCAAGCACCACACUCCAAAGCUCGGCAUGCAGAACGAGAGCCUCCUAAGGUGGUCGUCAAUCAAAUUAUGACGUCACCAGCCGCGGUCGUCACUCGCGUCAGGCCAGAAUCAACCCCGAAAGAUGACGAUAUCAAAACCAAGGCAAUCAUUGGAACCGUCCUAGGAGCUACAGCAGGGGCUGUUGUAGCCUAUGCCAUGACCGAAAGCCAAAUUGAAACCCCUCGCGUUGAGCAGCAAAAGAGAGUCACCACCAGAACCAUCGAAGCACCAGUCACCUACGACCCAAUUCAAGCAGACAAGGACAGUCACGUACGCGAAUUCUCUCGGGCUAGCAGCAAAUCCUUUCAUCAUGCAAUUGCUGCUUCGCCACUGCCGCGCUCAUAUAUUGACGAUCUGCUUUCGCAGUCAGAGCGUUCGCAUCACUUCUCCCGCUCAGCUACCCGGAGCCAUGUCGAGGGUGUGACCAGCCCUCCAAGCGUCACUAAGAUUUCGGUGGCUGACUCCGGGAAGUCGAAAGCUUCGCAUGCAUCUUCCCACGGAAAGACGGCUCGGUGGUCAAAUUUGAUACCAAUCACUGAAGUGAGAUCCGCCAAAGACGUGCCGUUGCCUUACAGUCGUGUGACUAGCUUGGCAUCCGAGGAGAGAGAAGAAAGCAAGGCGGGAAACUGCUUAAAAUCUCCGAAGGAAAGUGUGAGCCAAGUGACCACGAGAAGGUUGGGAGAAAGUGGGAGGUCAAAACAUUGUGGCGGUCGUGAUCUAGGAAGUGGGAAUGACCAUGAACAUGGGUUUCAUAGACCGAGAACAUUGAAAAGGUCAAGAGAACAAAGAUAG
This is a messenger RNA of Letharia columbiana, 951 nucleotides long. RefSeq lists its product as uncharacterized. Bases 1 to 951 code for a protein of 316 amino acids. The record is from RefSeq and is a predicted model, not a curated record. The transcript is spliced from 2 exons. NCBI's taxonomy places the organism in Eukaryota, Fungi, Ascomycota, Lecanoromycetes, Lecanorales, Parmeliaceae.